This is a messenger RNA of Tribolium castaneum (red flour beetle), 3567 nucleotides long. RefSeq names its product Activated Cdc42 kinase (gene Ack). The record is from RefSeq and is a predicted model, not a curated record. NCBI's taxonomy places the organism in Eukaryota, Metazoa, Arthropoda, Insecta, Coleoptera, Tenebrionidae. Gene Ontology annotation, biological process: protein phosphorylation. Gene Ontology annotation, molecular function: protein binding; protein tyrosine kinase activity; ATP binding. The coding region runs from base 240 to 3242 and encodes 1000 amino acids. The transcript has 8 exons.
AAAUGCGCAAAUCCCGGCGUUAUUCAAACGAGCGGAUAAUCUCGCUGAGAAGUUCGUCUAACAAUGGGAUAUUUCCUGUUUCUUCACAAUUGUCUUUUAUCACGGAGUUAUUCAACAAAUCCUGUUCAUAAGUGCUGGUACGUGUGCUGUGUUAAACAACUCGGCUCAUUUGAACACGUCUUGUCGUCGCGAUUUAAUUUCCUUGGAAUCAGUAAUGCGUAUUACAUAAAAACACUAAAAUGGCCGAAGAUGGUAUUGACUUGAUCCGCGAGAUACUAGUAGAUGUAGAAUUGAGCCAGUUUUUGUUACCCAUAAGAGAUGAUCUCCAAAUAACGCGACUAGAACAUUUCGAUUACGUGAAGGCCGAGGACUUGGAAAACAUCGGAUUAAGCAAACCAGGUGCUAGACGGUUGCUGGAAGCCGUCAAGAAAAAACGGGCGCAGAUUAGGAAACGCAACUUAAUCAAUAAGCUGAUCCCGGUCGUUGCUAAUAAGACAGCGACUUUGAAAAAAACUGACGACAGUGUGACUUUGGCGGACUUCACCUCUUGUCUCAUCCCCGAAUCUAACAUAACUUUGUCAAUUAAGCUGGGCGAUGGGUCGUUUGGGGUUGUGCGAAGGGGCGAAUGGACGAGUCCCAACGGUCGAGUGCUUCCAGUCGCUGUUAAGAUCCUCAAAGCCGAUGCGUUAUCCCAACCGGGGGUUUUCGAGGACUUCAUCAAGGAAGUCCAAGCUAUGCAUGUGCUAAGUCACCCCAAUUUAAUCCGUCUGUAUGGCGUGGUGCUGUCGCAGCCCAUGAUGAUGGUGACCGAGUUAGCAAAUCUAGGGUCUCUAUUAGACUACCUCAGGAAACAGUGCCAACAAACACCCGUGCCCAUGCUGUGCGAGUAUGCCACGCAAGUGGCCACCGGGAUGGCGUACCUGGAGAGCAAGCGGUUUCUGCACCGGGACCUCGCCUGCCGGAACGUCCUGCUAGCCUCAGCUGAUAAGAUCAAAAUCGGUGACUUCGGCUUGAUGCGCGCUUUGCCCCAAGAGGAAGACUGUUACGUCAUGACGGAGCACAAGAAGGUGCCGUUCCCGUGGUGCGCCCCCGAGUCGUUGCGCUCGAGGCAGUUCAGCCACGCGUCCGAUACGUGGAUGUUCGGGGUGACGGUGUGGGAGAUGUUCACGUUCGGGGAGGACCCGUGGAUGGGGCUCAUCGGUUCGGAGAUUUUGCGGAAAAUUGAUAAGGAGGGAGAGAGGCUGCACCAGCCGGAGGCGUGUCCGCCGGCUGUUUACAGUAUUUUGCUGCAGUGUUGGCUCAAAAAUCCGACCGAACGGCCGACUUUCGCUGCGUUGAAGGAGUUUUUCCGGAAGAAUAAAACACCAGUGAUGAAGGCGGUUGGGGGACAGGACGAGCCGAAUAAAUUGAAGAUUGAGGAAGGGGAUGAGAUUGCGAUUAUUGAUGGGAGUGCAGAGUUGUAUUGGUGGAAAGGACAGAAUCAGAGGACGUUUGAGAUCGGGUUGUUUGCCAGAUGUUUGGUCGACCCCAUGCGACCCAAACAACCGGAAGACAUCAGCAAACCCCUCCAGAAUUCCUUCAUCCACACAGGUCACGGUUCAGCCUUUGGCGAAUCGUGGGGCAGUCCGUCCUAUAUUGACGACAUGUACCUGAGAAAUCCCAUGGAGCCCCCCGACGUCCUCGGUUUGCACCGUGAAGCCAAACCUUCUCCACAGCUAUGUGAUAGAACCAAAAGUAUCAAAAACACAAAUAGUCUCAAACAAAAGCCAAGUGAUAAACAAUUCAAUUAUCGGAAACUAACGAACGAAUCUAGCAUUAAAAUGAAACCUCAAAGGCCCCCACAGCCAAAAUUAGAGAAAAAUCGGGAAGGUGUUUUGAUUGAUUUGUCACCAGAGAUGGGUUUGUCCAAACAGAGCAAUGUUGGCAGUGCUGAUUCGCGAAGUGUCUCAAUCUUGGAUGAGCCAAUAGACGUGAUGCAAGAGUAUGAGUACCCACCAUCAAAUGCCCCACCACCGUACCAGCAGCCCCCCUCAUACUACAACACUAAAAUGCUCGAACAAUUGACCGAUGACCCGUUCGAUACUUCUCGGGUCUACUCCCCGGAACCCCGGCAGCCCUACUCUGAAAUACCCACAACAUACUCAAAUAACUUCAACUCGAAUAACGAAAUCAAACAAAACGGGUACAUCAAAGGUGAUAUAGCGAACCGUGGCUUGAACUACGGAAGCGACAUCCAAGUCGUGACCUCCAAAGGCGUCCUAACCACCCCCAAGGAAGUUGCAACCCCAGUUCCAAGCACAAACGACGUGUCUUUGAUGAAUCUCAACCAAGUGCCAAGUACUAACGACACGAAAUUCGUCCAAGAACUCGAGAAAUACCUCCUGUCUAAACCCGAAGUCCCAGUUUUGCAACCCCCUCCCCAAAGCACGAAAAAACCCGACCCAGUCCUCCCCAAAGUCCAAAACGGGACUUACUCGAAUCUAGAUACUUACAGCAAAGGCUCAAAGUACGACACGACGAACGUUUUCAAUCGAAUUUGGCACGAAAAUAUGGUCAAAGAAAACGGGAACGUGAAACAGUGCAAAAACUUUGACAUUCCCCCGACUUCUACUAGUCAGAAUUUUUACCAUCACUACGACCCAGUCUCGGAUUUUGAUCGGCUGUCCGUUUCUGGCGUCAAUUUUUAUGAUAAUUGUCACGCAGCGGCCGAUAAUUUGUAUAAUAAUACGUCGUUUUUGGGGCAACCGAGCUCGUCGCUUAGUUCCUUCAGUUCGUGCAAUACUCAGACCGCCGUUUACGGAUCGUAUAAUUCGAUAAGGCAGUAUAGCGAAGUUACCGAUGCGGUGUAUUCGGAAAUUGCCGAAAAUUCAUACAGUCAGGUGCCUGAGGAGAGUCUCAAGCCGCAUAGGCCGGCGCCACCGUCGCCCAUGGUGCAGAGCAUGCAGCAAAUCCAGCGCAAGAUACAACAAGGGCAGCUGAGCGCUGACGCCGAGCGCCUUAUGACGUCCGAAUACCGCAAUAACAAGAUAAGUCAAGUCCGGGAAUGCGUGCCUGAUAUCAGCACCAGCGACUGCUUACAAGCCUUGCAACUAUGUGGGUGGGAGGUGGCCGCCACGGUGAAACACGUGAAGAUCGAUAAAUUACUCAAGCUAGGAUUGGCCAGUCGUGAGCGAUGCGAGGCGGCUUUACAACGUACAAACUGGAAUGUCGAGUUGGCAGCGUCGGCUAUUUUAGACAGUUGAAUUUAAAUAGGAAUCAAAUAACCGUGCCAAAGAUAUUAUCACAGAUAGUUAAAUUAGUUUUAGAUUGUUAAUUAGCAACAUGACAUGACCGCUUGUGAUAAUUUGAAUUUAGUUUUUUUUAAUACUUCCUUUUUUUUCUCGUAGUGAGGUGUGCCAGUUAUCGAAUUAGCUUUACCUAAAAAGGGCACCUCUUGAUGUUCUACAAUCGGCUCGUUUGGUUUUUAAUAAACCAAUAGGAUCAUUGUUCAAACUAUUUAUUCUAGCAAAUAAUCGAUCUUAAUUUAGUUGUUAUGUAUAUAAAUCCUCAAUAAACUAUAUUUUUUUA